Molecule: messenger RNA, 2685 nt
Organism: Heterostelium album PN500
Lineage: Eukaryota; Evosea; Eumycetozoa; Acytosteliales; Acytosteliaceae
Product: glucose-methanol-choline oxidoreductase
Exons: 15
Coding region: 1-2685 (894 amino acids)
Biological process (GO): transmembrane transport
Molecular function (GO): oxidoreductase activity, acting on CH-OH group of donors; flavin adenine dinucleotide binding
Source: RefSeq, a predicted model, not a curated record
AUGGUUGUUGAAAACCAUUCAAUAAAAAUUUCCUUUUUAGGAACAAUGAGCGAUUCAUCACACACAAUUAAAUUAUUGGAUAGUCAAAAGAAUCCUUCUGACAAUUUUGAUUUGAUUUAUCGUAACUUUACAAAUAUAAUGAAUAGAUUAAUGAAUAAGAUGGAUAGAUGGAUGGGAUGGAUGGAUUUAAUUAAUCUAUGGACAAUGUUUAAUAAAUUUGCUCAUUAUCAACUAUUUUUGAAUUAUGAUUAUAUUUCUUUGUAUUUAUUAACAUUAAUUCAUAGUAAAGAAAUGAAUUAUAAUAUAUAUACAACUUUAAUAGUUUUUAUUUUAUAUUUAUUUAUUCUCAAUUCUGUACAAUCUAUUGUAGUCCCACCAGAAUGUAAAUCGUGUGUUGGCCCAGGAACACCUUGUGGUAUGACCUAUCUAGAUUCAAAUAGAUUGUAUUCUAACUAUUUUAAACAACAACAACAACAACUAUUACUUCUUAGAUCUGCAACGGAUUUAGAUAUCGCUUCACAUUUCUUAAAGUUGAUUACUGGAACUAGAACUAGAGCACAAAUCAAUGAUUUGAAGACACUUUUGUAUUUAUUUUCAUCGCCUGCCGGUGUCUUGCUGACGGGCACUCUUUCGACAUUCACUAGUCUCUCGCUUGGCAAGCGACAAAAGAUUAUGUCCAGUCUCAAAUGCUCGGCUAAUCCACUGAGGAGACAGGCAUUCAAAGCGAUUGCACCACUCACCUUCUCGCUGUAUGUCACGGUUUUGGGCAAGGAAAGCGGCAUCAAUGCCAAUUGGGAUGCAUUAAAGUAUCAAUUACCACCACCCGCUGAGCAUCUGCCGACCGAGGAGAAUCUCAGCUUCAUUCAAAUCAAUAGCGAGCGAUCGCUAAAGGCAGAUGUUGUUGUCAUUGGUAGUGGCGCGGGUGGCGGUAUCACUGCUGCAAUGCUAGCCGAAGCAGGCUACAGUGUGAUCGUUCUGGAGAAGGGUGGAUACGUGUCACCCAACGCCAUGACCUGGAAGGAAUCCGAAGCGUUCCCAAUGUUGUAUGAGCAGGCUGGAACAAUGACUUCCGACGACUUGAGUAUAAGUGUGUUGGCCGGUAGCUGCGUUGGUGGUGGAACCACUGUAAAUUGGGCUGCAUCCAUACAGACACCAGAUUCCGUUGUUGAAGAGUGGCGACAAUCGUGUCCAAAUACUUUUGGCGAGAGCUACAAGACUGCGCUCAACACAGUGUGUGCGCGUCUCAAUGUGAACAUCGAUGAAUCCGUGCAUAACUCUGCGAACCGAAUCCUCUCUGAUGGUCUGGACGAGCUUGGCUAUCAGAACACCGUUAUCCCAAGAAAUGUAAAGCAUUGCGAUACCACUCAGUGUGGAUAUUGUUCGAUGGGAUGUCGAUCGAAAUCCAAACAGUCGUCGAUGGUUACCUACCUCGAGGAUGCCUGCUCCAAGGGUGCACAGAUCAUUACCAACUGCUUUGCCGAGCACAUCACCAUCACCAAUGCACCGGGUGGUGGUCGCGCCGUUCACGGUGUCGUCGGAAGUGUCAUGCAUCAAGAUGGUGUGCGAUUCCGUGUAUUUAUUAAAGCCAACAUUGUUGUGUCUUCGGCCGGUGCAAUCCACACGCCCGCACUACUCUUGCGAAGUGGAAUCAACAAUCCCAACAUCGGAAAGACACUAGGAUUGGAAGAAUCUGAUUCCCGGUGUCGAGGGUGCUCUACGAACACUGGUGGCUGCCGGUGCUCAAAAGAUUGGUAUUCCUCUGGCCGGUGUACCGCUGGUCGACAGCAAAGACAUCGAAGAAUACCUAAAGAUGUUUUCUCGGCACAUCAAAUGGGUAGCUGUAAGAUGGGAUCGAGCAAACAAAAUUCCGUUGUCAAAGAAACCGGUGAGAGUUGGGAUUUACAGAGAUUGUUUGUUUCCGACGGAUCAGUACUUCCUACAGCAGUCGAGGAAGAGGAAAUUGUUAUUGCAACAGAGUCGGCAGCUGAAGAUUUAAAUAGUAAUAGUAAUAAUUAUAAUAAUAGUAAGAGUAAUAAUAUAAAGAUGGAUACAGCUUCAGCAGGAACACCACCACCAAGUAAAUUGGUAUCAUUCAUUGCAGGUGGAAUUGCAGGUGUCACAGCGAAAUCGGCAGUUGCACCAUUGGAACGUGUAAAGAUUUUAUAUCAAACUAGAAGUGCACAAUACUCACUCGACAGUGUCGUCAGUUCACUCAACAAGAUCACCCAAAACGAAGGUUGGAAAGGUCUCUGGAGAGGAAACACCGCAACCAUUACAAGAGUAUUCCCAUACGCUGCAGUUCAAUUCUUUUCAUAUGAAACAAUUAAAAAGAGCUUGAAAUCAUUCGCACCACACUAUGCACGUAACCACGACGGUUCACUGACGACAUCAUACAAGCUGUUUGCCGGUGGUUUGGCCGGUGGUUUCGCACAGACCGUUUCAUAUCCAUUCGAUGUCGUACGUCGUCGUAUGCAAACACACGGAUACGGAGAUGGCAAGGUCGAAAUCAAUUUGAAACACUCAUCAUUCACAAAUAUAUAUCGUAUCUUUAGAUCUGAAGGUUUAUUAAGUUUAUACAAAGGAUUAAGCAUUAACUAUAUUAAGGUCAUACCAACUUCAGCAAUAGCAUUUUAUACCUACGAACUCAGUACCAAUGUUUUAAAUCAAAUGAUCUCAAAAAAUUAA